AAAUAUUUUCCCCAUUUUCAUCUCUACAUUUUGAAUUUGGACUGAUUGCUUUGAUCCUUUACUUGUAAUUCCCUCCGCCUCGAAACAUGCAAAAAUCGGCAAGCCCAUGAUACGCAUUGUAGCUUCGACUGAUUGAUUAGUAGAAUUCCUAAAAUUUAGUAUGGCUGCAGCAUUUCAACGGUCUUUGAGUUUAGCUGUUGCAUUACAAUUGGGGAUUCUUUUGUUGAUCCUGUCAUCAAUUGCCUUCGGAGACGACGUUUCGCGCGCUGCCCCCGACGAUGAACCCGCCGCCUGCGGUAACGACUUCCGAUUGGUUAAGGUCAAAAGGUGGGUAGAUGGUGUGGAGAAGGAGGCAAUAGGUGGACUAACUGCCGAUUUUGGGUCUGCAUUGCCUGCUCAUGCUGAAGAAGGCCACCGUUUCUCAGCUGUUUUUGCAGAUCCUUUAAAUGGCUGUUCACUCUCAUCUUCUAAUGUAUCAGGCUCUAUCGCACUGACGGUACGUGGUGAUUGCAUCUUUACAACUAAGGCUAAAGUCGCUCAAGCCGGACAAGCAGCAGCAUUGAUAGUGAUAAAUGAUGAGGAAGGCCUUGUGCAGAUGGCUUGUGGGAAUGAUACUACUUUAAAUAUCAGCAUUCCUGUUAUUACAAUCUCUAAGUCAGGAGGAGAUGAACUAAAGAAAUCCAUGGCUAAUGGGAGAAAAGUGGAACUUCUGUUAUACUCCCCGGACCGGCCAAUUUUAGACUACUCAGUGAUAUUCUUGUGGCUGAUGGCUGUUGGGACGGUAGUUUCUGCAUCACUUUGGUCGGAAAUCACUGGAUCAAAGCAAACUGAUGAGCACUACAAUGAAUUGUCACCACAGGGAUCUGGUUCUGCAGCAGACAAGGAUGACGAAGAGAAGGAAAUUUUCCACAUUAAUGCUAAAAGUGCUAUAGUUUUUGUUAUAACAGCGUCAACUUUUCUGCUACUGCUUUAUUUCUUUAUGUCAUCAUGGUUCAUCUGGUUCCUGAUCGUACUCUUCUGCAUUGGAGGUAUUGAGGGAAUGCACAAUUGUAUUGUUUCAUUGGUCUUGAGCAAAUUUAGGGGUAGUGAGCAGAAGAAAAUGAAUCUGCCACUUCUAGGGGAAGUUUCCAUCUUCUCUUUAGCUGUUCUGAUCUUUUGUGUGGUGUUUGCUGUUGCCUGGGCUGCUACACGGAAGGAGCCCUACUCUUGGAUUGGACAAGACAUCCUUGGUAUAUGUAUGAUGAUAACUGUCUUGCAAUUGGCUCAGUUGCCAAACAUAAAGGUUGCGACGGUACUUUUGUGUUGUGCAUUUGUGUACGAUAUUUUUUGGGUUUUCCUAUCUCCACUUAUAUUCCAGGACAGUGUUAUGAUCGCAGUUGCUGAAGGUGAUAAAGCCGGUGGAGAAUCAAUCCCCAUGCUUCUGAGAGUUCCUCGAAUUGCUGAUCCAUAUUAUGGUUACAACAUGAUAGGCUUUGGGGACAUUCUAUUCCCUGGUCUGCUAGUUUCCUUUGCUUUUAGAUUUGACAAAGCUAAUAAGAAGGGGAUCUUAAAUGGGUACUUCCUUUGGUUGUCAAUUGGCUAUGGUGUUGGCCUGUUGUUUACAUACUUAGCAUUGUACUUGAUGGACGGGCAUGGCCAGCCAGCUCUUCUCUACCUAGUUCCAUGUACACUGGGAACUUGUGUCUUGUUGGGUUGGAUAAGAGGUGAGACAAAACAUCUGUGGAACUACGACACAGAUGAUGCGAGAGAAUCAAAUGAACAAAUUGAACCUGGAGAAUUAGCUUAAUGAGCCAGACAUCUCUUAAAACCCCAACAUCCGCCCCCUUUUUAAGGCUGUUCUUCAAGUGUGCCUGAUGUUCCUCGAGCAUUCUCCUGGAUUUGCUGUAUAUACACUUAAAAAGGUGUACAUAUAUCGGUAAGUCUCACAGGAAUUGUUUGAAUUUUAUACGUACCUGAAAUAUAUCUCAUGUUGAUAUGUUGAAGUGUUCUUUUGUUUUGCAUGAUUUUCACGAACAGAUUAUAAUCCUAUUAUUUCAUAUUUUAACAGAAGGGUUUUUAUA
Salvia hispanica is the source of this 2060-nucleotide messenger RNA. Its product is annotated as signal peptide peptidase-like 3. Gene Ontology annotation, molecular function: aspartic endopeptidase activity, intramembrane cleaving. The record is from RefSeq and is a predicted model, not a curated record. Gene Ontology annotation, cellular component: lumenal side of endoplasmic reticulum membrane; lysosomal membrane; cytoplasmic side of endoplasmic reticulum membrane. Lineage: Eukaryota; Viridiplantae; Streptophyta; Magnoliopsida; Lamiales; Lamiaceae. Gene Ontology annotation, biological process: membrane protein proteolysis.